AUGUAUGUUAAAUGCUCAGAUGAGGUGGCGAAGGAAAGGAUCCAAAAAACCUGUGAUCUUUAUAAAGAAGGACUGAUUCUUGGCGACCUGUGCCCAGCGCUGUGUGAACAACAGACUAUACGCUAUAAAACAUGUACUAACCACAAAGGUGGAAAAAUAAGUCUUUUAAUGGAUUGUGACGGAUUUUGCUCUUCAGGUAAAACAGUUCCUGCCAUGUUAAAAUCUACAGUAGCCGCUUACCAUGACACAGUUAGGCACAGUAUGUCCCUAUUGUCAGAUACCGUACCGUGGAAAAACAUUAAAGACUUAACUGAUGGGGUGAAGCAAAGUAUAGAGACGGCAUUAGGCCCAAAUAAUUCCAGUUAUUCUACAGAAGACAUUAUCAAAAGAGUGUUCUAUGAAAGUUAUGAGCAUUUUAACACUUCUGCGACUGAUCAACUGGACAAAGCGUUCAUUUUGAGUGUAUGGUCAUUAGUACAACAAGAUGAAUACCUCAUCACAAAAUUAAAUCAACACAGCCCUUUAUUUCCUAAAAUGUACCAUUCUUGUGGGUCAUUUUAUCUAUUGGAAUCCGCACCCCCGGGGGAUAUACUAAAUCCACCUUUAAACCCCCUACUUCCGGAAAGAUCGACAUGGAAAGAACGUGUGAACGUGGCGAUAAGGGUGUUAGACGCUGUUAGAGUGUUGGAUAACAAUUUUCAUCAAACUCUGCACAUGUGUGAUGUUAAAGGGGAGAAUUUCGGACUAACUCCAGAAGGACAACUGAAGCUGAUAGAUCCCGAUGACAUGUUUUUUACCACAAGGUUGGAAAAUAAAUUGAAGGGAAAGGGCCAGUGUCAGACCGACCAUGACUGUAAUAUAAUAUGCGAGUGCCACGGUGUCUGUCUAAAAGGAAAAUGCCAUGUUAGUUUAAAAAAUAACAAUUUGCAGAGCGUAUGUAAAAUGGUUUUAAAAUCCAGAACAACCAUCAUGGAUCUCGGAGUAUUACGAAAAGCACCUGCAUUUAUCAAACAGCGCCUACAAGAUAUGAUAGAAAUAUGCAUUAACUCGCGUGAAUAUAAGGAAAAGCCCAACGAGGAAAUCAGACUCAAAUUACGCAAAAUUCUGCUUUCAUCGAUAUAAAUACCAACUAAUUAAAAUACAGCUCCAGAUAUUUCUUUCCGUUUAUUUCCGACGGUCACGCAUUGGAAAGAUACCAAAGUUUAUGCCACAUAUCUUUGCUUUUGUCAUCAUGAUCAUUCUCAUUCUAGCGAUCCAAAGCUUGUGGAGCAACUCUUUCUGCAAAAUGUCCUUGCGCGUAACAAAUAAGAUUAACACGUUCAUGUAAAACUUUAUAGAAGCC
Lottia gigantea (owl limpet) is the source of this 1342-nucleotide messenger RNA. RefSeq lists its product as hypothetical. The transcript has 3 exons. The record is from RefSeq and is a predicted model, not a curated record. Lineage: Eukaryota; Metazoa; Mollusca; Gastropoda; Lottiidae. Bases 1 to 1122 code for a protein of 373 amino acids.